Molecule: messenger RNA, 4287 nt
Organism: Oenanthe melanoleuca
Lineage: Eukaryota; Metazoa; Chordata; Aves; Passeriformes; Muscicapidae
Gene: INTS4
Product: integrator complex subunit 4
Exons: 23
Coding region: 25-2934 (969 amino acids)
Biological process (GO): snRNA processing
Cellular component (GO): integrator complex
Source: RefSeq, a predicted model, not a curated record
UCUUCCGGGUUGCGGUGCGGCGUCAUGGCGGCGCACCUGAAGAAGCGGGUGUAUGAGGAGUUCACCAAGGUGGUGCAGCAGCAGCAUGAGGACCUGUCCACUAAGAAGCUGCGGCUGACCAAGCCCAGCAAGUCAGCAGCACUCCACGUGGACCUGUGCAAAGCCACCUCGCCUGCAGAUGCCUUGCAGUACCUGCUGCAGUUUGCCAGGAAGCCUGUGGAGGUGGAGAGCGUGGAAGGGGUUGUCAGGAUCCUGCUGGAGCAUUAUUACAAGGAGAAUGAUGCCUCUGUAAGACUGAAGAUUGCAUCCUUGCUGGGGUUGUUGUCAAAGACUGCAGGAUUUUCCCCAGACUGCAUUAUGGAUGAUGCCAUUAACACACUUCAGAAUGAGAAGUCUCACCAAGUCCUUGCUCAGCUGCUGGAUACCCUGUUAGUGAUUGGCACAAAACUCCCAGAUAAUCCAUCUGUCAGGAUGAGGCUGGUGGAGGUAGCCUGCAAGCAUCUGACAGAUUCUUCUCAUGGUGUGAGGAAUAAAUGUCUUCAGCUAAUUGGCUGUCUUGGCCCGGUGGAAAAAGGUGUUGCAAAAGAGGCUGAAAGCCAGGCAGCCAAAGAUGUCCAGAAGAUAAUAGGAGAUCAUUUUAAUGAUCAGGACCCUCGAGUUAGAACUGCAGCUAUAAAAGCCAUGCUUCAGCUUCAUGAAAGAGGAUUAAAGUUACAGCAAGCCAUUUAUAGUCAGGCCUGCAAGCUGUUGGCAGAUGAUUACGAGCAGGUGCGCAGUGCUGCAGUUCAGCUGAUUUGGGUCCUCAGUCAACUUUACCCUGAGAGCAUCGUCCCGAUUCCUUCUUCUAACGAAGAAAUUCGCUUGGUUGAUGAUGCCUUUGGAAAAAUUUGCCAUAUGGUUAGUGAUGGUUCCUGGGUUGUAAGAGUACAAGCUGCAAAGUUAUUGGGUUCUAUGCAACAAGUUAGCUCCCAUUUCUUGGAGCAGACCCUUGACAAGAAGCUCAUGUCAGAUCUGAGGAGGAAGCGCACUGCACAUGAGCGAGCCAAAGAGCUCUACAGCUCUGGGGAGUUUUCCAGUGGCAGAAAGUGGGGAGAUGAUGCUCCCAAAGAAGAAAUUGAUACUGGUGCUGUGAACUUGAUUGAAUCAGGAGCUUGUGGGGCUUUUGUUCAUGGCCUGGAAGAUGAGAUGUAUGAGGUUCGAAUCGCUGCGGUUGAAGCCCUGUGUAUGUUGGCUCAGUCCUCACCUUCUUUUGCGGAGAAGUGCCUGGAUUUUUUGGUUGACAUGUUUAAUGAUGAGAUUGAGGAGGUCAGAUUGCAGUCAAUACACACAAUGAGAAAAAUUUCCCACAAUAUCACUCUGCGGGAAGAUCAGCUGGAUACUGUGUUAGCUGUCUUGGAGGAUUCUUCAAGGGACAUUCGGGAAGCACUUCAUGAACUGUUGUGUUGCACCAAUGUUUCAACUAAAGAAGGCAUCCAUCUGGCACUGGUGGAGCUGCUGAAAAACCUGACCAAGUAUCCCACAGACAGAGAAUCCAUAUGGAAAUGCUUGAAGUUCCUGGGAAGCAGGCAUCCCACUUUGGUGCUUCCAUUAGUCCCAGAGCUGCUGAGCACACAUCCGUUCUUUGACACUCCGGAACCAGACAUGGAUGACCCAGCCUACAUUGCUGUUCUGGUUCUGAUUUUUAAUGCUGCUAAAAGUUGCCCAACAAUGCCUGCCCUGUUCUCUGACCAUACAUUCCGACAUUACGCCUAUCUUCGGGACAGUCUCUCUCAUCUGGUCCCUCCAUUAAGAUUGCCAGGUAGAAAGCUGGUGUCCUCUGCUGUUUCUCCCAGUAUUACCCCAAAUGAAGAUCCUUCCCAGCAGUUCCUGCAUCAGAGCCUGGAGAGGGUUUACAACUUUCAGCACCUCGACCCCCGGGGCAUACAGGAGCUGCUGGAAUUCACCAUCCGUGAUCUUCAGAGGCUUGGAGAGCUGCAGUCAGAACUGGCAGGGAUGGCAGAUUUCACUGCAACUUACCUUCAGUGUCAGCUGCUCCUCAUCAAGGCCUUGCAGGAAAAGUUGUGGAAUGUGGCAGCUCCCCUGUACCUGAAACAGAAUGCGUUGGCAUCUGCUGCAGCAAAACAGAUCCUGGAAGAAACUUACAAAAUGGAGUUCAUGUACAGCGGAGUGGAAAGUAGACAGGUGGUCAUUAUUCACCACAUGAGACUGCAAGCAAAGGCCUUGCAGCUGAUAGUGACUGCCCGCACCACCAGAGGAGUGGAACCUCUUUUUGGGAUGUGUGAAAAAUUCCUCCAAGAAGUGGAUUCCUUUCAGAGAUGUUUCAUCUCUGAGCUCCCACAUAUGCAAGGCAGUUUUGUGGAUAAAUUGCUGGACUUAAUGCCCAGACUUGUGACGUCCAAGCCUUCAGAAGUGGUCAAGAUUCUUCAGACAACACUGCGGCAAAGUACCUUCCUCCACCUUCCUCUUCCAGAGCAGCUCCAUAGAGCCACUGCCAAUAUCAUUGAGCCAACUGGUGAAUCUGAUAAUCCCCUGAGGUUUACAUCCGGAUUGGUUGUUGCACUGGAUGUAGAUGCAACUCUGGAACACGUGCAGGAUCCCCAGGGAAGUGUUAAAGUUCAGGUGUUGUAUCCAGAUGGACAAGCACAGCUAAUCCAUCCUAAACCAGCUGACUUCCGAAAUCCCGGCCCUGGGAGGCACAGGCUGAUAACUCAGGUCUACCUCUCGCACACAGCCUGGACAGAGCCAUGUCAGAUUGAAGUGCGAUUGCUUCUGGCUUACAAUUCCAACAGGAGCAAAGCAUCUACCAGAAUUCCUAAAUCUACCUGGAGUGAGAGCUUGGAGGCUCUCCCACCCUCUGAAAAUGGCAUAGAGGGGACCAUCCCCUUUAGCAAACCUGUCAAGGUGUAUAUUAUGCCCAAACCUGCCAGGCGGUGAAGGCUGGCACUGAAAAACCUUUUUAUGGGGUUGUUGGGUUACAUGAAAACAAGAUGCUGUGUCCAAGAGAGCAAACCAAGCCAAAACAGCCUUUACAUGCAUAAAGGGAGUCAGAUGUCAAAGUAAAGCUGCUGAAGAACAGUUGGUCUCUAAGCAGCAGGUAAAUACAGGAGUUACUCAGCUAGUUAGGAGUGGUUUCAAGAAAAAGCUUGUUUUUCUAUAUUGACUCAACAGAAACAGGACAGUUCUCAGUCAGCAUUCCAGUAGUAAUUUCACUGGGCUUCAGUUUUUACCUAUCAAAAGUCUUCCUCCACGGCCUCUAGGUUUUCUGCUAUGUAUUUACUAUGUAAAUGCUUGGGCACAUAAAUCAAUGUUAUUUUUACAAUACUCUGAAGUGAAGCUGAGGAGUUUAGCAUUUUGUGGGGGGUUGUUGGUUUGUUUCUGGGAUUUUUUGGGUUUGGUUGUUUUAGUUCUGGUGGGUUUCUCUUAAUGUCUAAAACUUGCAUUUGUGCACUGGUACCUAAUUUCCUAACAGAAAAAAAUAAUAUUCUAAAAAGUACUAUUGUUCUUCUGUGGGAACAGCACCUGGGAAGGAAAUUGCCAGUUGCUGUUCUACAUCCUCUACACCUGGUACUGAACCUGGUCCAGCUCUGGGGAGGGCACAGGUUGUUCAUGGUGCAGGGGCAGGACUUCAGCAGGAUGUGGAGUUUAACUGAGCUACAGCAGCAACAAAGCAGUUUGUCUCCUGUUGCACCUGUGUACUGCUUGAGGAGCAAUGUGAUUAAGUACCAGUUGGAAAAUUUCUAACCACGGAGUUUUACAGGACCUGUUUCUGUGUUAUGAUCAUGGCCUGAACCAGCCUUAGUGGGAUGUGAAAAUCUAUGAUUUCCAGUUCAGCAGCACUUUGGCACUCAGUCUUUCUUGUCAGGCAAAGCAGCCGAACACACUGUUCAGGAACAGCUGGGCAGCUUGUCAGUGUUCCCUUCUGGAGGUGAGCUGGGAGUACAGAGGGACAAGAAUUCAGUUAAAACAUGAUCCUUCCUGUUGGGAAGUGUGUCUGUGCAUUGCAUCUGUGUGCCAGGCUUAGUGGACUGAGCAACCUCUUAUGAUUUGUAGCAAAAAAGGAUUUGUACCAAAAUCCUUUGGUAGGAUUUUUUAGGAGGACCCAAUGUGUGAAACAUUCUAGUGCAGCAGCCAAAUGUUGCCUGUGUUCAUGAAUCAAUUUGGGUUUUUUUCUUUUUAAAAAGAAGUAUAUUUUUAGCAAGUGAACAAAACAGUGAAGAAAUACUUUUCAGUUGUAUUUAGUGUAAAUAACCCCUUACAUGCUUUCCUACAAUAAAAUUGGGAAACUCA